AUGGAUGAUGAGAUUAAAUCCAAUAUUCUAACCAGACGAAGGGAAAUUUUGUCUAAAGUUAAACAAAAAAUUGACGAUGUGCUAAACCCAAGCAAACCUACUUAUGACCCACAUGCAACUUCAAUUAACAUUCUAAAUGAAAUAGAUAUUAUUACAGAACAAGACUAUCAAUGGGCUUUAUCAAUAUCUCCAGAUUCGGACCAUGAAUUGCACCUGAAACGACCAAUGGACAGUUGUUUUACCAACAAUUACUUUAUUGCUGGGUUAAAAGGAUUUGCUGCAAAUGUUGACUUGCAACCAGUGUUUAAUCAUUAUAAGUGCAUCACAUACGUUUGUUCUUACGUACUUGACAAAGGAUUAAACUGAAUGUUCUCAAGCCAUCAUAAAUGCAGCAAAAGAGGCUAAAGAAGCCAACUUAAAUGUAAGAGAUGGCCUAAGAAAAAUAGGUGCAGCUUUUCUCUCGACUCGUGAAGUCAGUGCUCAAGAAUGUGUUUACAAAUGUAUGCCUGAACUCUGGUUAAGAAAAAUAUUCCCGAAAACCCUCUUUGUUAGCACAGAUUUUGCUGAAAAUCGCGUUAGAUUUGCGAAGAAACAACAAGAACUUGAUGAGUUAGAUGAUGAUAGUACUGACAUUUUUAAGUCAUUAACAUUAUUGUCCGUUACAGUGAUAGACCGAAAAACGUUCCUGUCGUUAAUGAUAGUAUGUGUUUAGCUUUAUUUGCUGCUCACUAUUUCAAAGAUUACAAAAGUGAUUUUAACGAAGUAUCUGAUUCUCAACCUGAAGUGUUAAGCGAUGACUUCAUUGAAUCUCAAAAUAUCGAAAAUCAUAACACUGGACUUCCCGAUCGAAUAAAACUUGUAAACAGUAAAGAGAUUAUAAAGUGCAGAAAAAUUAAAGCUGUCAUUCGAUAUCACACUCCAAACAAAAGAAAAGAGCCUGAAAAAUAUUUUCACCACCUUCUCAUGUUGUAUUUUCCGUGGCGUAAUGAGCAGGAACUCUUUGACGAAGACCAGACAUACAUAUCUAAGUUUUAUGAGCCAGAUGUUCAAGAAGUAGUACAACGCAACAAAGAAAUAUUUGAACCAGAUGGUGAUGCAAUUAAUGAAGCACUAGAAAGUUUACGAAACUUUGAUGGCGUACCAACUUACUCCUAUGAUCCAAUAAAUGACCAGGAAAAUGAAGAUUUGCGACAAAGUUUACCUGACGAUUCUGAUGAAACCGAGUCUUUUAACGAAUCGUUGCCACAACAUCUUGCAUCAAAUCCUGAAUCAGUUCAACCAUCUUCUGGAAUAAGUUCUUAUAAUCAACCCUUAGAAAUCAGUGACGACGAUCUACGAAAAACUGUAAGAUCAUUGAACAACAAACAACGUCAGUAUGCAUAUGACGUCGUUCUUUCCUGGUGUAGAAAUAAGAUGGCCAACCUAAACACCCUUAAACCAUCUAAAGUAGAUCCGAUAUAUGUUUUUGUUACUGGAGGUGGAGGUGCAGGGAAAUCACACUGA
This is a messenger RNA of Paramuricea clavata, 1503 nucleotides long. Lineage: Eukaryota; Metazoa; Cnidaria; Anthozoa; Malacalcyonacea; Plexauridae. The record is from the annotation of a GenBank genome assembly.